Molecule: messenger RNA, 2795 nt
Organism: Sycon ciliatum
Lineage: Eukaryota; Metazoa; Porifera; Calcarea; Leucosolenida; Sycettidae
Exons: 4
Coding region: 448-1947 (499 amino acids)
Biological process (GO): regulation of apoptotic process
Molecular function (GO): protein binding
Source: RefSeq, a predicted model, not a curated record
GUGCUGCCAAAAUAAUAAAAGAGGAAACUGAAAAGAAUAGUUUUAUUUCAGGAACAGUUACAUGGAGAGAGAAUCGGAGAAGCAAUGUUCUGCUGAUAUGAAUAAUUGAUACCGUGUUUGGCGUGAUAGUCAAGCCUGUGUGCCGCGUGCAAAUAGCGAGGAUCUCAGUGACUUGUGCAAGGACGAUACGAGUAACAGCAGAAGAAGGAUGUGAUUCCUGGGCGCGAGUAUUCUCGCCUAGAUACCGUAGCGGAAGUCGCGGUGCAUCAAUCGCCCUGCACCGAGCUACAGCGCGUUUGUAGACUAGGAAAAAGCUACUUGGUGGUUCGCGGAGCAGCCUACUGCUGCCUGGAAUGCACGACCGUUCGUGUGGACGAUGAUUUCCUGACGUGGCCAAUGAACAUCAGACUCAACGGAAUGAAGCUAGCUGCCUUUUAAGCUGCUGCGAUGUCUCUGCGGGACAGAUUGAAGAGGUGUGUUCGCCAGCUGAACCUUGAAUUGAACAACGAAGAGAUCACCGACUACUUGGUCGGCGACAAUGUCCUUUCGUCGGCAGAGUACGAUUUGAUCUUAGCGCGGGUAUGCAAGGACGGUCGGCACGCUGGCAAUCGGCAACUGGUCAGCUUGAUCAUCCAGAAACAUCAGACGCUAAUGGCGCGCUUCAUGAUCCGGCUGCGGGAGCUGCAGCCUGAUCUUGCCAAUGAUGUGGACACCUGCAGCGUCGACCAUUCUAGCGCUGACUUCUACUUGUUUGAGAACGCUGAGUAUGCACCCGAAAUGCACGGGCUGCCACCCAGUCGCCCCGGCUCUCCGUCAAAGCUGGCCACGGCAAAGGAUCGGGAGAUCGAAGACCUGCGGAAGGAGCUGGAGGAGGCGCGCGUGCAGGUGGCGGGACUUUCAAGCACCUUCCUCGAGUUGACGUGCAAGGGUUUCCGAGAGGGGACGGAUUUUGACCGCGAAGGAGCUCUUGCCAAGGCAUGUGUUCGCCACUGCCAGCUAUACCGGAAUAACUAUGGGGUGCUAGAAAAGUUUCAAGUAAGAGGUGCCUUGCCACCCAACACGUUUGGCUGCAAUGCCUGCGCGAUGGACGGCUACAUAUACGCGUCGGUGUCGCGUGGCCAAUCACGCGUGCGUGAGCUGCUGCGCUGUCCCCUGAACGAUCUGUACAGCGGCUGGAGACCGCACACGCUGCCGCUUAGUCGCAGCGUUACCUGGGGCCACGUGAAGAUCUUCACCGACGGCGCCCAUCUGUACUGUGCCGCUACGGAGAACCGGCAGAGCUCAUUGUACACGGUGUUUGCUUGUCACAAGGGCGACUGGUCUUCAGUGGUCGACCUGCCGGCUGUACGCUACGACUUCCGUAUCGCCAUCGCUCACAACCAGUUGAUUAUCGCCGGCGGCUACGUCCAAGACCACGUUCCGUGCCAUGACGUUAUGGCGAGCCCCAUCGACUCCGAUAGUCCUCACUACGGCACGUGGCAUAGGAUCGGCGUGGACAAGUGUUUCCGCAGCAUCCCAGCCAUUGUGUCCGACGACGAUCACGUGUACGUACUGGGCGGCACGGGAAACUGGGACGAUCUCACUAGCCAGGUCACCGUGACGACGUUGCGUCGCCACUCGCCCUUCCACUAUGAUCUCCAAGCAGGCGCCAUUUGCAAUCUCCCCGUGUUCUCAACGUUUGCCGUGAACGUCGGUAAGAGCAUUGUGAUUGCUGGUGGACGAUUGCUUGACGAUCAGCACGACGAGAAGGGAAAGAUCACCGGCCAGUGUAGUGUCUACGAUCCCAUCAAGGAUCGCUGGCUGCCACUGCCGUCACUCGUCAUCGCCCAGAGCAACCCGGAGGUCGUUGCCCACGGCAACAAGCUCUACUGCUUCUGGGGCCAGAUGGGCACGGACUACGACAUGGCUGAACGGCAGUGCGAGCAGAUUCAGGUGCUGAAUUUCUGAGCGACAUGCGUAUGCCAGUAGGUGGAUCUCUGUCUGCGACCAUAGACUCACUGCUGCUGUCAUGCGAUGAACAAUAAUAAUAUUAUUUUCGAGUAAGGGGAAACAGAAUUUUAUUGCAACUCAUUCACGCUUGCACGAUCAUCAGGCAGAUUUGUUUCUGGUAUGAAACGGGGAAUGGUUUUUUUUAUUUAUGCGAACGCGAUUUUUGGAUUAUUCUGGUAUGAAACGGGGAGUGGGUUUUUUAUUUAUGCGAACGCGAUUUUUGGUCUCUAACCACUUUCUGGUAGGUCUGAUUAGCCGUGGCUGGCUAUAAAAACCCUGCAAUCGCCGUGCAAAGUGGUCAUUGGCUACCCCAGCCAUAUAUUGCUUGGAAUAAAACUAAUACUAACUAAACUGAUAGAAUCACAGUCCUGCCGCCUCCAGGACCUCUAGACUUUUCUGUUUGAUGCAUUCAAUUUGCUCCUCUUCUCAAUCACGCUUGGAGUUUAAUUUAAAGAAUCUAAUUAUCUGCUUGAAUAGGCGCUGGCGCUGAAGGCAAAGUCAUUUUUAGGGACAUGUUUCCUUUUGAUCAAGAAAGUCAUGGCAUUUUGCAUUCAGUGAUACUGCGUUCAGUAGGCGAAGCUGGAAAAAUUAUUUGCACCAUUGCUCUUUCACCUUUUGCAUUUUUUCUCCACACAUUGUACAUAGAAAAUAAUGUGAAGCAAAUCGGCUUUGUACCGAUCACUCCGCGAGAAUUGACCUGCGUUUUUUUCUUCGUCUAAUAGUCAGUGAUUGUAUUUAUUAUUAUUAUUAUUAUUAUUCGCCUGUGUGGAUUCACAGGAAGUGUGUGUCACGAAGUCUGAAGAAAA